AUGACAACUAAAACCAAGUACUCACAUGUUUCCAAUUGGAUAUUCUACAGGGCAAAUGCCAGAGCAAAAAUAUUGCUUGAAGGUAGUGUCUCUGAGCAGUAUGCUAUCUUGGAAGACUACUGCAAAAUGAUCUUGGCUACAAACCCAGGUAGCACCGCCAUCAUCAAAUCAAAUAUGGUAGAAGGAAAAAAGAUAUUUGAGAGGGUAUACAUCUGCUUAAAAGCUUGUAAGGAAGUUUGUGAGAAAGAAAACACUAACACUUGGUCUUGGUUUUUAAAAUUGUUGAAGGAAGAUCUAGAUAUUGACAGGCCUUCUGAGUUUGCUAUGAUGAGCGAUAGGCAGAAAGGGUUGGAGAAUGCUAUUGCUUCUAAAGACCACCCAGGUUUGUUAUUGAAACAACAACUAUGGGCAGCAGCAAAGACAACCACUAUUCCAGAGUUUCAAAAGAGGAUGAGCGAGUUAAGGGACACUAGUGAAAAUUCUUACAACUGGUUGGCACUAAAGACUCCAUCCGAGUGUUCUAGGUCACAUUUUAGUGAAAUGAUGAAAUGUAAUAUGUUGUUAAACAACCUAUGCGAAUCUUUUAAUGAUGCAAUAGUUGAUACUAGAGACAAGUUGAUAAUUACUUUGCUGGAAAAGAUUCGUUAUUGGCUAAUGAGUCGGUUUUUCAAUAAGAAGGAAAGUCUGAAGAAGUGGAUACAUCCCGUGGGGAAAAGAAUAUUGCAAGUUGUGGAGAGGAACAAGAAUAUUGCCAAGAAUUGUCUGACUACUGGGGCUGCAACUUAUCAAUUUCAAGUUGACUGCCCAAACAAUGAGUCAUUUGAUGUUGAUUUGCAAAAAAGGACUUCCAAUUGCCGAAGAUUUCAACUCACUGGUAUCCUGUGUGGUCACGCACUAGCUGCCAUAUGGACAAGUGGGGCAGAGAUAAUGGACUAUAUCCAUGAAUGUUAUAAGAAAGAGACAUUUCUAAAAGCUUAUGCAGUAAUCAUAUACCCUAUGCCAAGCCCAGAGCAGUGGCUAGAGACUGGUUUGAAUCCUAUAUACCCACCUUUAGAAACUAAUUUGCUAGGGAGACCAAAAAAAGGCCAGAAGAAGAAAGUCUGA
Messenger RNA from Humulus lupulus (European hop), 1104 nucleotides. RefSeq lists its product as uncharacterized. The transcript is spliced from 3 exons. Gene Ontology annotation, molecular function: zinc ion binding. Lineage: Eukaryota; Viridiplantae; Streptophyta; Magnoliopsida; Rosales; Cannabaceae. The record is from RefSeq and is a predicted model, not a curated record. Bases 1 to 1104 code for a protein of 367 amino acids.